AUGGCCAUCGAAACCACCUCUUCGUUGAACUCGUCCGAUGGCGCUGCUCCUGCAGGCGAGAAGCACCCUAUCCACAAUGUGGACUCUACCAACUCUGACAACGAGUCUCUGGGUUACGACACUAAAAGUACCGAACGCUUACUCAGGAAAAUUGACUUUGCCCUGAUCCCCUUUCUGGCUUUGCUCUACCUACUGAGUUUCCUCGACCGUACAAAUAUUGGCAAUGCCCGUCUCCAGCACCUUGAGACCGAUCUCAAUAUGGACCCAAAGAGCCUUAAGUACAAUAAUGCUCUCGCUAUCUUCUUCCCAUUUUAUGUGGCUGCAGAAAUUCCGAGCAACAUCAUGAUGAAGAAGUCUCGUCCCUCAAUCUGGAUCCCUACUAUCAUGAUUGCUUGGGGUGUUGUCUGUACUCUCAUGGGAGUUGUCCACAAUUACCAAGGAUUGAUGGCGGCUCGCGUCUUUCUGGGUAUUGCGGAAGGCGGUUUGUUCCCAGGCGUGACAUACUAUAUCACCAUGUGGUACAAGCGCCACGAAUGCGGAUUCAGGAUGGCUAUUUUUUUUUCUGCUGCAACCGCUGCUGGCGCAUUUGGCGGUCUGCUUGCCCGCGGUAUCGGCGAGAUGAACGGCGUUGCUGGUCGAAGUGCUUGGUCAUGGAUUUUCAUCUUCGAAGGUCUUCUUACGUUCGUGAUCGCUCUGAUAGCGUUCUGGGCCAUGAACGAUUAUCCUGAUACGGCAAACUUUCUGUCCCAAGGCGAGAAAAAUGAGGUACAGCGUCGUCUCAAGGAGGACCGUAGUGCUCUGGACGACCGCCCGCAGGCUACUUACUUCUGGGACGCUCUUAAGGAUUGGAAGAUCUGGGUGCACAUGUUCAUCACCAUCGGCAUUUACACACCGCUUUACUCCUUCUCACUCUUUCUGCCGACCAUUGUCAAAACACUAAAUUACACCGACAACAUGGCACAGCUAAUGACAGUCCCGCCAUAUGUCGUUGCGUGUGUAUUCUGCAUCUCGGGCGGAUACCUUGCCGACAAGCACAAGCAACGCGGUAUCUAUAUGAUCGGGUUCAACCUCCUUGCUAUCGUUGGCUUUUCUCUGCUAUGUGGCUCCGCCAAACCGCAUGUCAAAUACGCCGGCACCUUCCUUGCCGCCUCUGGCAUCUACCCCAACGUCCCGCAAGGUGUAGCAUGGAACGGCAACAACAUCGGCGGCUCAUUCAAGCGUGCCGUUGGCAUUGCCAUGCACGUCGGAUUCGGCAAUCUCGGUGGUGUCGUGGCCGCUUACAUCUACCUACCAAAAGAUUCGCCUCAAUUCCGUACCGGCCAUGCCAUACUUAUCGGAACGCUAUCCAUUAGCACCAUCCUGUGUAUCGGUAUGACCGCAUAUCUGCGCUAUGAGAAUUCACGACGAGAUCGCGAGAACACGAAAGCCCCUGCAGAUUACACUGUGGAUGAGAAGACGGUGGAGAUGCACAAGGGGGACAAUGCGACCUUCUUUCGCUAUACGGUUUAG
Pseudovirgaria hyperparasitica is the source of this 1509-nucleotide messenger RNA. RefSeq names its product major facilitator superfamily transporter. The coding region runs from base 1 to 1509 and encodes 502 amino acids. Gene Ontology annotation, biological process: transmembrane transport. Gene Ontology annotation, molecular function: transmembrane transporter activity. Lineage: Eukaryota; Fungi; Ascomycota; Dothideomycetes; Acrospermales; Acrospermaceae. Gene Ontology annotation, cellular component: membrane. The transcript has 6 exons. The record is from RefSeq and is a predicted model, not a curated record.